This is a messenger RNA of Pimephales promelas (fathead minnow), 2283 nucleotides long. RefSeq names its product sciellin (gene scel). NCBI's taxonomy places the organism in Eukaryota, Metazoa, Chordata, Actinopteri, Cypriniformes, Leuciscidae. Gene Ontology annotation, biological process: epidermis development. The record is from RefSeq and is a predicted model, not a curated record. Gene Ontology annotation, cellular component: cytoplasm.
UGCUCUCGUAUGAAGCCACACCUUUCACUGGUCCUUCCCUACCCAUGUCAAAUAUGUAAGAGCAGUAAACGGUAUAUUAUUCUCAUCAGAACUCUCAAAUCCUGCGCACCUGAAAUACCAAGCGUAAACCAUGUCUUUCACUGGAAAAUCAUACAGUAAGGUCCAAACAGUUACGACUUCAAGUACUGCUAAAGCAGUGGAGGAGAGCAAAAAGAAAGCAUCCCUGCUGAAGGACAAUAGCUGGAUCAGGGCAAAUGUGAACGAGGACAAACAAGUCGAAAACGACCCGAACUUUGGCAAAACUGUUCUGAGCCGUUACAAGUCCAACGAAAACCUUGUCAGCCCUCAAACUAGCAAAACCGAGAGCAAAACCACCACCGUCACCACUUCAUCGGGUUCCUCUGUCCAAGCUCUCUCCAAAAGAUUUGGUGGCAGCCAGGACAAGCUGAAUGAAACCAGAACCAUAGGAACUAAAACAACCGUAAGAACGCAGCCAAGGACAAGCACUUCUACAACAAUAAUCAAUGGUUCAAAGAUUACCGAGACAACCGUGUCCACUACAAAGAAGGAUGUGGUGAAAUCAGUUACCAAGUCUGAAACAAUCACUGAAAAAGGCCUGGCAGCUUUGAAGACCAAGACUUCUGGUGACUACAAGACUGAGGUCAUUACUGUGAAGUCAUCAAAAGACACUGUUGAUGGACCCCCUUCACCUCUUAAGACCACCACUAGCAUCAAAAGCUACACUGAGGUUUCACCGACUAAAACAACAUCAUCUUCUGUCCGAUCCACAAAGAGCACCGAGGAUCAACUGUUUGACACUCUCAUACCAACAUCAAUCAAGUCAAAACAGGAUAGCAGUGACUACAAGACUGAGGUGAUUACUGUGAAGUCAUCGAAGGACAUCAUUGAUGUACCAACUUCACCUCUCAAGACCACCUCAAGCAUUACAACCUACACCAAGGAGGAGGUUUCACCAGCUAAAACAACAUCCUACUCCACCAAGAGUGACUACAAGACUGAGGUGGUUACUGUGAAGUCAUCCAAGGACAUCAUUGAUGUACCAACUUCACCUCUCAAGACCACGUCAAGCAUUACAACCUACACCAAGGAGGAGAUUUCACCAGCUAAAACAACAUCCUACUCCACCAAGAGUGACUACAAGACUGAGGUGGUUACUGUGAAGUCAUCCAAGGACAUCAUUGAUGUACCAACUUCACCUCUCAAGACCACCUCAAGCAUUACAACCUACACCAAGGAGGAGGUUUCACCAGCUAAAACAACAUCCUACUCCACCAAGAGUGACUACAAGACUGAGGUGGUUACUGUGAAGUCAUCCAAGGACAUCAUUGAUGUACCCCCUUCACCUCUCAAGACCACCACUAGCAUCAAAAGCUACACUGAGGUUUCACCGACUAAAACAACAUCAUCUUCUCUCCGAUCCACAAAGAGCACCGAGGAUCAACUGUUUGACACUCUCAUACCAACAUCAAUCAAGUCAUCUUACACGAAACAUGAUGGCAGUCACGAGGAUGUAUCGGUCUCCAAAACCACCAGAACUGUGUAUUCAACCAAUGAAAGAAAUGAGUGGAGUACUGUCACAAGUCCAUCUUACACCAGAUCAUCAUUCUCAGAGAGCAGGCCCGUUGAUUACUUGUCUGACUCCUUCACAUCCAAAACCUCUACAACUGUGUACACAUCACCGGAAAGGACAGUGAGCUCAAAGGACAUUUGCACAUACUGCCAAAAAAACAUGUACACAGAUGAAAAGAUGAUUCUGGAAGACAUGAAUAUAAACUGUCAUGCACGUUGUUUCAAGUGUGGGGUGUGUAACUCGUCUCUGGGACACCUGAAGGCCGGGGACAGCUUAUGGGUUUACCGUCGUGCAGUUUACUGUGAUAAUUGCUUUAGUGUCACUAGAGGCAAAUGGAUCAGCUGAGACUACAUUUACCAUUCAUUAAGUGAUGUUAAGCAAUGAACUAGCCUUUAACCAAACUUUCCCAUAGCUGUGAUUUGGACUCGGGUAUAUUUGAAGUGCAUUUUUGGUGGUGGACUUCUGUCUGAUUAUAGACUUUGGGGCAUUUAUUAAUUGCAUUGAUUGCCAUACUUCCCUGAUGAUGUGACAAGCAUCUAAUCUAAUUACUAAAAUAAGAUGAACAUUUUAAAAUAAGAAUAAUCAUAUGCUCGUAUGUGAUGAUAAAUGUUUUACUUUGUGUUUUUAGUUGUUUAUUGUACUUUUUUUGUCACUAUUGUUAAUUAAAGAAUUAUAAGCUAUGAUGAUAAUAA